Messenger RNA from Bombyx mori (domestic silkworm), 727 nucleotides. RefSeq lists its product as uncharacterized. The transcript is spliced from 2 exons. Bases 245 to 715 code for a protein of 156 amino acids. The record is from RefSeq and is a predicted model, not a curated record. NCBI's taxonomy places the organism in Eukaryota, Metazoa, Arthropoda, Insecta, Lepidoptera, Bombycidae.
GAGAACGUCCCAAUAUGUGACGAAUUUAAUUUUGCAAUAUUUUAUUUUACACACUGUAAAAUAUUGUUUCGAAUAUAAGUUGAGAUAUAAAAAUCCAAAUCGACAAAAUUAAAUUUCUUUUCAAUAUUGUUUUUUUUUUUAAUGAAUCGUAAAACCUGAACGUGUAUUGUUUUCGUUUGUAUUGUUCAAACAAAUGUGAUACUGAACAGCUAUUGAACAUUGCACGAAGGUUAACAACAUUAUUAUGACAACCAAUUCGUUCUCGGUAUCCAAAUUGGUCUUUAUAAUAGCAUGUUCACAAGAACUCUUUGCGGUUAGACUUCACAAUUUGUUUCAGUUUAUCGACGGCUUUCGUUCCGAGCAUAAUCUACAAGGGUUCCUACACGUCGGAAACGAUUAUGCUGUAUUCUUAAAAAAACCGGAGCCACACGAUAAAUAUCUCGUUUACGAACUAUAUGAAGUGAAAAACGUAGAGGAACUUAGAAAUUAUCAACCGAGAUUACUUGCCAUAUCUAAAGUACCAGUUGAGUACAUAAAAAAUCAACUUAAAACCUUCAGAGAGGAACUUUAUAAAGCCAAAUAUGAAGGUGGCAGUGUGAUACCCGGAACCCAAGUUCAGACUCUCCGGGAAUGGCAGAUAGAAAGAGCUAUCAAUUUUGACAAUACGAAAAUCUUAAAAAACGAAAUGCCUAUUUUGCGAACGAUUUUGCGAUAAACGCAUGAGAUU